UGUUAAGCGCUCCUCGGUAGAGCAAUUUAAGCAGUCAACCACACGUUUUGGAAAAAAGAGAGCAUACUGUACCUAAGUCAACAAGAAAAGGGAAUCCCGCGGGAGAAUGAGAGUAUCUUUAAGAGGAAUGACUAUUUUGAUCAAUAGUUUUCCUAUGGUUAUGUUGUUGACUAUAGCUUCAGCUGAUCAGUUCAAGUGCCAUAACAAGGUAGACAUGGUUAUUCUAUUGGACGUAUCAGGGAGCAUUACAGUGAAUCAGUUUAAGAUCGCAAAGAAAUUUGCUGCUGACCUUGUAAAACACUUUGACAUUUCGAAAGUCAGGACUAAUGUGGCCAUCGCAUCAUACAGUCAAUACGUGAAAACUGGAAGGACUUUUUACGAUGAUGCUUCUCAAGAAGCUGUAUUAAAGGCGAUAGAUGGAAUCCAUUAUGAGGGAGCCGCCAGUAGACUCGAUCUUGCGUUUGGACUUGUGCAGUUUGGACUUUUCAAUGGUAAACAAGGGGCAAGGAUAUGUGAUAAAGGUGUAAAGAAGGUUGCAGUGUUUGUCACAGAUGGCAAGAGCACUAGAGGAGUAGAAUUCACAAGACAGAGUGCUGAUUCAUUAAUAGAGAGAGGUAUCACCUUAUUCUCUGUGGCUAUCUCUGAUCACGUUGAUGAAGAUGAACUUAACGAGUUGGCAAGUACGCCAAGAAAAAGCCAUCAGCUUGUUAUAGACACCCCAGGCAAGUUCUUCACAAAAGAGCAGGUUGAACGCUUCGCAAAGGAAAUUUGCAAAAUCGACUAAACGAUAAUAUUUCACCAUUGAAAGCUGAUAAAAUUUCAACA
Pocillopora verrucosa is the source of this 825-nucleotide messenger RNA. RefSeq names its product cochlin. The record is from RefSeq and is a predicted model, not a curated record. Lineage: Eukaryota; Metazoa; Cnidaria; Anthozoa; Scleractinia; Pocilloporidae.